Messenger RNA from Asterias rubens (European starfish), 1527 nucleotides. RefSeq lists its product as uncharacterized. The coding region runs from base 1 to 1527 and encodes 508 amino acids. NCBI's taxonomy places the organism in Eukaryota, Metazoa, Echinodermata, Asteroidea, Forcipulatida, Asteriidae. The transcript has a single exon. Gene Ontology annotation, molecular function: protein binding. The record is from RefSeq and is a predicted model, not a curated record.
AUGACCGAGAGAGUGAUCGACGCAGUCUUAUCACUACGAUACCAGCAACUGGACGCACUCCUGCGCAAAAAUGUCUCGGUCAAUACACGGAACAGGCUAGGUCAAACUCCCCUCAUGGUGUCAUGUUAUAUCUCAAAUGAAGAAAAGAGCUACCGAAUGUUCAAACAUCUUCUCAGGAAAGGUGCUGAUAUACUUGAAACAGACGACAAGCGAACUAGUGUGUUCCAACACGCGUGUAAGCAAGGCAGAGAGAAGAUUGCUAAGUGUAUCAUUCGGAAGAUGAGUGUAGUGGCCGUAGACCUAGGCGGUAAGAACCUAGAAGGCCGAACUCCGUUGUUUGAUGCUGUGACUAGUGGUAAUGAGAGUCUUGUUAGAUUCAUUGUGAGACUGAUGAGGAAACGAUCUCUCACAGUGGAUACACCAGACCAUUCUGGUGUGACUCCACUUAUACAUGCCUACAAAAUGGGACUCGUUGUAAUUGCUCAAGUGUUAGAGAAAGAUGGGAAAGCCAAUCCAAGAAUUUGUGACACAGAACGACACAUGAACUCCCACGAAUGGGCCGAAGAGGCCGCCCAAAAGCGGCUCCGUGCUCUGGCACUUCACAAGGAACGCACGAAGGAGCAACGAAUGAUUUAUCCCCAUUUUGAUCACCGUAAACCACCAUUUUCAUCGCAUAAGAGUUCGUCACUUCCAGAGAUAAAACCUCAAUGGGAAUGGGCCUCGAUUAAUACAAAACCCGAUAUUAUUGGUGGAUGCACCUGGAACGAUGACUCCCAACGAAUAGCAGAUCGCAAUUACAAUAGCUCUAUCGUCGAAGAGUCUUUGCAAAUGAGCUCCGGUAAUAAAGAUCCUAACUCUUUAAGCAAGUCUCUAGACUCGGCUAUGACGCUGCUUGAGCUUACGUCAAAGACAAGCAAUAAAAUACACUUUGCAAAGAACUUUGUAUCAAGCCAUUUUGACAAAUCAAAGAUAGGUGAGUAUGGCAAUUUAACGGAUGUCAACUCAUUGCUCACAAUUUACUCAAGUCAGUGCGGCAGCGCCUUCAGACAACCCGCCAAGCCACCACCGGAACCGAAACCCGUCUUAGAAAAACCCACUCUCUACGAGAAAAAGGCAUCAACACUUGCCUACAUCAUGGGGCAUGGUCCGCGAAGAGUUAAAGAUCGAAGACACUACAAAAGAAGUCGCAAGAGGUCCGUUAAAAGCACGGGGCUACAUCAGAAAAACAGAAAAGGCAGUGCAAGCUCGUCAUCAGAUUCGGUUACUGGGAAGUUGAGUGUCUCCCGUGUGAGUAACUUAAAAGUCAACGAUGGAACUCACAACAAACGUUCACAAAAUGGUAAAGUGAUAACAAAAGUGGACCAGGAUCGAGCAAAUCUCGGUAAACUCAAACGACAAUCAAAGUCGGUUAACGAUUCGCAGAAACUGAGCGUACCUGAAAAUGAGCAUAGAUAUCACAAGUCAGUAGCACCGAGUCUGAAACGAGAUUUGUUACCAAACAUAAGAGUUACUGCACCAUCGGCAUAA